UUAUAAAUCAUUUCCCAGAAGCCUUUCACUUUCUUACAUUCCCACCACAGAUGAUAAAAAGUGCCUCUUUUACCUCUUCAUAAGGUUUAAUUUUCCAAUUAUUUCCUUCUUCUCUUAGUAACCUUUCAUAUGUGCCCCAAUUUUUACUCAUAUUUAUCUUUUUUACACUCAUUGCUUCCAAAGGUGACAACCACCAUGGUGUUUUACGUUCUAAUAGGUUUUUAUACCUAUCCCAAAUUUCAUACAGAGCUCUUCGGAAUAUGUGGUUUCCAAAUCCUUUAUGCACUUUUGUUUUGUCGUACCAUAAAUAUACGUGCCAACCAAACCUAUUAUCAAAUCCUUCUAAGUCCAACAAAUCUGUAUUUUCUAACAAUAUCCUUUCCUUCAACCAACAAAGGCAGGAUGGUUCAUAGUAUAACUUCAAGUUUGGCAAGGUGAAGCCCCCUCUUUCUCUAAUACCAGUUAACAAUUUAAAUUUAAUUCUUGGUUUCUUCCCCUGCCAGAUAUAUCUUGAAAGUAUUUUCUGCCACUCCUUAAAUAUAGCUGCCCCUUUGAUUAUCGGAAUUGAUUGGAACAAAAAUAACAAUUUUGGUAGCACAUUCAUUUUAAUGACUGACAUCCUAUCCUAUAGAGAAAGUUGCAUCCGUCCCCACACUUCCAAAUCUCUCUUAAUUCCAUUCCACAUCGGUGUCUAAUUAUCUUGAAAUAAAUUUAUAUUCUUUGGGGGUUAGCCAAAUUACCAAAUAUUUCACUUUUUUUUUUACUACUUCUACACCAGUUUGUCAUUGCAGCAUAGCCACCAAAUCUUGUUUCAUACUUUUAACUAACAUUUUAGUUUUCUUUUUAUUUAAUUGAAACCUGCUACUUGUCCGAACUGUUCUAUUUCUUCUAGUGCUUCUUUAUCACUAGUUAAUGGUUCUUCCAUUGUUAAAACCAAGUCAUCUGCAAAGGCUUUCACUUUAACAUUGGUAGUUGAUUUUAAAUUAGUUUUUCCCAGAAGUAAAAUGAUUCACAUGUGUUUACCAGAAGCUGUUUCUCCUUCAUAUGUCUUAACGUGCUUUCCCCAACAUUAGACAAAGCCAAGAUUUUAUUUUAAAGGUUAAUAAGCAACUAUCUUGUGUCAUCACUAUGGAAUAAUGCUUUUACUUUCAGUAAUUUUAAGAAGUUAUCAAGUGAAGCUGAAUAUAUGAUACUUAAUGGGUCUACAGUAAAUAAUCUUGAAAUCUUACAGAAUCAGAUAAUGUACAACUCUAGAAGGAUGCCAGCAUAAUUUAAUACCAAUCAAGAAGAAGAACAUGGUGCAGGGCAUGCAUGUUCUGAGGGCAUAUGAUGCAGCCAGCUUGUUGAAGUUAAGCAGACUGAUAAGAAAAAAAAAGGCAGCCUGUUUUGGGUCUUGGAUCAUACAAAAACUUCAUUUGGGCAACGAAGACUAAAGAAAUGGGUGACACAGCCUCUUUUGAAAUCCAGUGAAAUUAAUUCUCGACUUGAUGCGGUGUCUGAGGUUCUCCUAUCAGAAUCGAGUGUCUUUGGCCAAAUAAAGCACCUUCUAUGUAAGAUGCCAGAUGUUGAACGAGGACUCUGUAGUAUUUAUCACAAAAAGUGUUCCAUUCAAGAGUUCUAUCUGGUAGUCAGCACACUCUCUCAGUUGGAAACAGCAAUCACAGCACUGGUUCCAGCUAUACGUACUCAGGUUCAAGCACCUUUAUUACAGAAGAGUCUUUUGGAAAUUCCAGAAUUGCUUUGUUCAACAAAAAAGUAUAUAAGGAUGCUUAAUGAAGCAGCAGCAAAAAGUGGAGACAAAACCCAACUGUUCAAGGAUCUUGAAGAAUUUCCCUUAAUAAGAAAGAGGAAGGAUGAGAUUCAGGAAGUUCACUCUCAGAUCCAGUUACACCUUCAGGAUAUACGAAGAAUCCUAAAUUGUCCCUCUAAGGAUUAUGUUACGGUGUCAGGACAAGCAUUUCAGAUUGAAGUCAAGAACUCACUUUUAUCUUCUGUACCAUAUGAUUGGAUUAAAGUUAGCAGCACAAAAGCAGUCAGCCGCUUCCACACUCCUUUUAUUGUAGAAAAUUACAGGCAUUUGAAUCAGCUACGUGAGCAGCUAGUCCUUGACUGCAGUGCUGAAUGGCUACGCUUUUUAGAUGAUUUUAACGACCAUUACUACACAAUAUCUAAAGCUGUGGGUCACCUAGCAACUGUGGACUGUAUAUUUUCCCUGGCUGAGGUUGCCAAACAAGGAGACUACUGCAGACCUGUCAUAAAAGAUGGAAGGUCAGAGAUAAUGAUAAAAAAUGGGAAGCACCCUGUGAUUGAUGUGUUAUUGGGAGAGCAAGAGCAGUAUGUUCCAAAUGAUACACAUUUAUCAGAAGACGGUCAAAGGGUAAUGAUAAUUACUGGACCUAACAUGGGUGGAAAGAGCUCUUAUAUAAAGCAGGUUGCAUUGAUCACAGUCAUGGCACAAAUUGGUUCCUAUGUACCAGCUGAGGAAGCAAGAAUUGGUAUUGUGAUUGGUAUAUUUACCAGAAUGGGUGCCACAGACAACAUAUUCAAAGGUCAAAGCACAUUUAUGGAAGAACUGACAGAAACAGCUGAUAUAAUUACUAAAGCAACUUCCAAUUCACUAGUAAUUUUGGAUGAACUGGGGAGAGGAACUAGCACACAUGAUGGAAUUGCAAUUGCUUAUGCUACCCUGGAAUACUUUAUUAGAGAUGUUGGUUCAUUGACACUGUUUGUAACCCAUUAUCCUCCAGUGUGUGAAUUAGAAAGGGCCUACCUGAGACAAGUUGGGAAUUACCAUAUGGCUUUUCUGGUGAAUGAAGAUGAUCGUGAACAAGAAAGGGGAUCUGAAGGUGAAGAAAAUCCUGAAUUUGUCACUUUCCUUUAUCAAAUAACAAGGGAAGUUGCCACAAAGAGUUAUGGGCUAAACGUUGCUAAACUAGCAGAUGUUCCUGAUGAAAUUCUUAAAAAGGCAGCUCGCAAAUCAAAAGAACUAGAGAGAUUAGAGAAUAUGAAAAGAAAAAGGCUGAUGACCUUUGUUAAAAUAUGGAACACUAACGAUUCUGGAGAACUGCAACGAUGGAAAAGUAUGUGCAAAACAGAUAAUGAUUUCAGCCAACUUUAAAGAUUCCUUAAAACCUGCCAAUAGAAAAUGGAAAUAGCAUAGAAGAUUUAAAUUAAUUUAUUAUACAAAGCUAUAUAUUCAUGCAGUGAAAUUUCAAAUCAUAGGUGUGUAUACUGAUGAAUGAGUGGUUCACGUGGACACUACUUUCAUUUCAUUCAUGCAAACUGUCUCCAGUGAUGUAGUUAUGUGGAGUAGCAUGCUAUGUGCCAGAUAAGUAGAAGACAUCAGGAGAUCCAUGAUUACAACUCCUGUGGUGGUGGUGGUGGUAGCAGUAACUACAGGGCUCAAGAAAGUUGAGGCUUCUCCACCACAUUCCCAAAUUACUCCUCUAAAGUUAGUAUUUGCCCAGUGCAGAGAAACGGACAGGUAACCACAUAGUACCUGUAUGUUUCUUUCCCAUAGGAUAAAAAAGUCUGGCAGGAAUUUAGUUUUGGAACCCGCACGUGAAUAGGUGGAUUAUUAAGCAUCAUUCUCCCAAUGCUGUGGCCAGAUUCAGUUUGGGAGGUGCCUGUAGUUGCUUUUCACUUUAAAAUGAGACAAUGAGAUGUGGUCUCCUGCCACAUUACCUAGAGAUGUAAACUAGCAUAGCUACUGCAGCCGUGAAAUCCCUACAGAAUGAACCAUUUACAUGGUGCCUUCUUGACAUGAUCAUGGGCACAUAACACGGGCAAAAUCAUGUAAUGUAAAAUCUAGCAGAAGUGGGCCCAUGUGAAAUGGUUCAUUGAUUUAAAUGCAGUUGAUAUCUUGUAAGCUCCAAUUGUUUUUUCAAACUGCUGUCUGGUGGGUUUUUCCACUGAAGAUCAAGUAUUUUGUUACAUUUGCCCAUAUUAUGUUUCCCAAACUUUAUCAACAUCACCUCCAAACUGUACAUUAUUUAAAAUACUGAAAAAUGCUUUUUAUAGUUUGAUGAUGUUAACUAAUUUCAGAUGGAAAACAUGAAAAUCAUGUUUAUAAAUUACAGGAAUACACAUUUGUAUUAAAUAAAAUGAUGAUUUUAAAAGGAUACAUUGAUUUCUAUUAAUGUUACAAUGACUGAACAGUAUGAUUUAGCAGAUGUUGAAUAAUUGUGUUUACUAUCAAUUCAGUAAUACAGAAUAAUAUUUCAUGAUGCUUAUUUUUUUAUUGAUGUGAGUAGUUUCUUGCUGACAUUUGUCCUGACUCAUUCCCACAGAAUAUACUGAAAAUAUUCAAUGUAUGUGCUUCUCUCUUUAUGCUCUUGAAAUGCCCAUGAAAUCUUGAUAAAAAUAGUACUACUGCAGAUGCAUUUGCAAUCCCAAGCAAAACAAGUACAUGUCAGUUUGUCAAGCACUCAGUAAGAACAAAUUACCUAACUAA
Podarcis muralis (Common wall lizard) is the source of this 4453-nucleotide messenger RNA. Lineage: Eukaryota; Metazoa; Chordata; Lepidosauria; Squamata; Lacertidae. The record is from RefSeq and is a predicted model, not a curated record.